GCUUAUAUCUUUAUUCUGAAUUUUAAUUUUUAAAUAUAGAUGUUUGGAUCAUUCGUGAUUUGGAUGCAAUAAUUUAUAUUUUAAUUAUUUAAUUGUGUAAUAAUCCGCAUGGCAACAAGAAUGGACGGUCAGGAUUUGUUGAUUAGAUUGGAAAUUAAAGAAAGAGAAAAAGAAGAAAUCUUUAAUACUGAGAUUUGUUUGUUUCGGGAAUUUGGGUGCUUGGAAUUCAUGGGUAGAAGUAGUAGUAGUUAGUAAUAGCAUGAUUGGUGGAGUUUUGGUGUUGAAAGGAUUUGCGGGGAGAGUGUGAGGAAAAAUAAAAGAUGCAUUUGGUAUCGAUGACGGGAUGUUUUCUCCUACAGUAUCUUCUCCAUUGAUCACGGUGGGAAAGAUCCGGCAGGCUUCCUCUCGCGGUUCUUAAAAGACCACUUCAACGUCUAUGUUGGUAUGCAUAAAUUCUUUGAUUUUUCUUGAAAUUUUGAUAAACGGGUGCUUUUAUGGAGUGGAAUUUGUUGCUCCAUUAACCUCAGAUUUGCAUCUUUGGAAAAAAAAAAUCAGGGGUAUUCCUUACAUGCCAAUGGCUUAGCUAGUAUUCCGAACUUUCGCGGUAAUUUCAGAUGGUUCUAUGUUUUAUCAUUCUCUUUAUCCGGGGAAUGUAUAACCUAUGCACAGUGUGCAGAUUUAAUAUUCUUGCGUGCUGCAUAGAAUUUGGAAAUAUGUCACGUUAGAUGGGAACCUUUUUAUCUUGUGCGCCCCUUCAUGAAUGGGCAGUGGUAGAAAAAUCUUACUGUUCGGAUCAAGAUGAUCAAUUUCGUUUGGGUUUCAGGCACAUUCCAUACUGGUAUAAGAGCUAGGAACCCUUCCUCGUACUGGAUUGUAUUGAGCCUUGUUGUGGUCCAUUUUGAUCCAUUUUGGUUGGUUUUUGCCACAACAUUUUUGACGUAUAGGAUCUUUUGUCAAGAAAACAUUUUUGACAUAUUGCUUUUUAAUGGUUCCUGGUUGUAUUUGUAGGUGCCUUUUGGGAGAACUUUAGUGAACGGAAGGGUUAGAUCCAUGCGUUUCCUAUUUUCUUCGUUUAUUUAGAAGUUAUCUUUAUUUGUCUUUUCCAGAAUGGAACACUGAAUUGACUAAAAUGCUGAAGUAUUUUGAUAUAGCAGGAAAACGAAAUGGUAACCAAAAUGGAAUUGACAAUAUGGUUCAGAUGAACUUGACCGGCCAAUCGUAACCUACAAAUUACAUUUGGAUGGUAGAAAAGAACAUUGGCAAUGAUUAGCAUUGCUGGAAAUAAAAGUCCACCUGUUACAUAGUUGUCCAGUCAUGGUGGCGCCCACUUUAUUAAUGGUUCUUCAUAUAGGAUGACACGUGCCCUAUCUUUGUGCAGCACACGAGAUAUAAAUAUGUGCAAUGCGAACAGGUAUUGUUUGCAUUCCUGCAGGUAUUCCUCGUUAUCCUUCGCCAUAUGCGGGUAUGGGUCGCCCUGCCUUCCCACCACGUCCACCAACGGCAAUGGGUGUGAUUCCGCCACUGUCACGGCCUCCUGUUCCAGGGAUCCGUGGAGUUCCUCCAAUGGUUGCCCCUGUGAUGAGGCCAGUUGUUCCUAUUGUUGCACCGACAGAGAAGCCCCAGACCACAGUUUAUGUUGGCAAGAUAGCUGCAACUGUGGAAAAUGAAUUUCUGCUCUCUCUCCUUCAGCUAUGUGGGCCAGUCAAGAGUUGGAAGCGUGCACAAGAUCCCUCUGAUGGAUCUCCAAGAGGCUUUGGCUUUUGUGAAUUUGAAUCUGCUGAAGGGGUGCUUCGUGCGUUGCGCCUGCUGAGUAAAUUUAGUGUUGAUGGACAAGAGCUGGUGCUAAACGUAAAUCAAGCAACAAGGGAAUACCUAGAGCGUUAUGUUGAAAAGAAAACUGAAAGAGAAAAGAAACUUAAAGAAGGUGAUGCUGAAGGUAUUGAAAAAGAUGAUGAGAGUGCACCAGGUGUCAAGAAGCAUGAGCCUCAAAAGCCCUCUUUACAGGACUCAAAAAAGGAUGAUCAUUCGGCGGAUAAAGAAAAUCAUGAUGCAGCCCAGAAAUUUGGUAUCGUGACGGAUGAAGAUCGCGAGGCCGACAGAGAGGCUUCAGAGAAGCUAACAAGUAUGAUGGAAGAGAGGUUGAAGACAAAACCCCUGCCUCCUCCCCCACCUGUCCAAAAUGAUAGUUCUAUGAAAUCAAACUCUGAAGUGCCUGCUAAAUCCAGGGAUGGGGAUUCUGAUGUGGAUAUCAUGAAAAGUGAUGCGGCUGAAGAUAAAAAUGAUGAUGAGACAACAAGCGAACACAAGCCAACAGCUGAGCACGAUAGGCCUGAAACAAGCUCAUCGGACAAGGGUAGGAGGUAUGAUAGGAGGAGCAGAGAGAGGGACAGGGAGCGGGAUUUGAAAAGGGAGAAGGAACGGGAACUAGAGAGAUAUGAGAGAGAACGGGAGAGAGAAAGAGUGAGGAGGGAGAGGGAGCGAGAGAUGAAAGUCCGAGAGGCUGAGCGUUUGUAUAAGGAGCGCGUUAAGGAGUGGGAAUCCAGGGAGAGAGAAAAAGAUCACCAGAGGAUGUAUGAGAAGGAGAAGGAGAAGGAAAAGGAACGUGAACGCCGGAGGGAGAUCAUGGAUCAAGAAGAUGAGAGUGAUGAUGAAGAUACAAGGAAACGAAGGCGCAGGAGUAGUAGCACAUAUGAGGAGAAGAGGAGAAAAAGGCAACGGGAAAAGGAAGAUGACUUGGAUGAUCGAUUAAGAGAGGAAGAGGAAUUUGCAGAGGCUAAGAGGCGAGCAGUUGAAGAGCAGAAGCAGAGAGAGGAAGAGGUUGGCCAGGCAACUAAUGGGAGUGAGAAACCUGCGAUGCCAGAAGAAGGAAUUAGUGAUGAAGAGAGAGAAAAUGCUUUAGAUGUGACUUGUGAGAGGGAUUCUGGUCAUGCUAACCAUUCUCGUGAUGCGGUUCAAAGAAAUGGCACUGGGGAUGAAUUAACUUCGGGAUCAUCAGUUGCUGAUUUGGAUAUGAGGCAGAAUAGCGGUGCUCCUGCUCGAAAGUUGGGUUUUGGCCUAACAGGCUCAGGAAAACGAACGGCCGUCCCUUCUGUUUUCCAUGAAGAAGAUGAUGAGGAUGCACAGAAGGAGAAGAAGAUGAGACCACUAGUGCCUAUCGAUUAUUCCACGGAGGAAAUAAAGGCGGUCCAACCCUCUGUUACUGGGACACCCCCGAAUUUGGUGGCAGCGGCAGAAUUUGCUAAGCGAAUCUCCAAUGUUAACACCAAAGAAGAGAGGGGUGAAUCAGAGAGGGAAAGAAGUAAGCGAUCUAAUGACAGAUCGAGCCAGAGAGAGCGAGAUCGAAAUGAUGAUGAGAGCAGCCGUGCCAGAGAUGAGAACAAAGAGAAAGUGCAUGAUAAGUCCCUUGACCGGGACAGGGAUCAGGAACAUGGUCCAGAUAAGGUGAAGUCACUGGAAAACAAGAAGCUUUUGGACGCAAAGCAAUUAAUCGAUAUGAUCCCGAAAACUAAGGAAGAGUUAUUUUCAUAUGAUAUCAACUGGGCUGUUUAUGACAAGCAUGAGCUACAUGAGAGAAUGAGACCGUGGAUAUCAAAGAAGAUUACGGAGUUUCUGGGUGAGGAAGAAGCUACUUUGGUGGACUACAUUGUUUCCAGUACAAAGGAGCACGUGCGGGCAACUCAAAUGCUGGAACUGCUCCAAUCCAUCUUGGAUGAUGAAGCGGAAAUGUUUGUCCUCAAGAUGUGGAGGAUGCUUAUCUUUGAAAUUAAGAAAGUGGAGACAGGUCUCUCUUUAAAGCCUAGGGCCUGACAACCUGGUAUCAUUUCUUCUUUCCUUUUCCCCUUCCUGACUUUCUGUGCCAUUUUCUUUGAUGAAUGUAUUUCACCAAUGUUAACUUCUCUGCUGUAGUAGCAAAAAACAGACUGGAAAGAGCUUUCUCUUUUCUCCAAGAAGUAUCAAAUUUUUAGUUUACUUUUGUGCAUUA
Magnolia sinica is the source of this 3982-nucleotide messenger RNA. RefSeq names its product RNA-binding motif protein 25. The transcript has 7 exons. Lineage: Eukaryota; Viridiplantae; Streptophyta; Magnoliopsida; Magnoliales; Magnoliaceae. Gene Ontology annotation, molecular function: RNA binding. Bases 1402 to 3807 code for a protein of 801 amino acids. Gene Ontology annotation, biological process: mRNA processing. The record is from RefSeq and is a predicted model, not a curated record.